Messenger RNA from Harpegnathos saltator (Jerdon's jumping ant), 1276 nucleotides. RefSeq lists its product as uncharacterized. Bases 217 to 1116 code for a protein of 299 amino acids. Lineage: Eukaryota; Metazoa; Arthropoda; Insecta; Hymenoptera; Formicidae. The transcript is spliced from 8 exons. The record is from RefSeq and is a predicted model, not a curated record.
GCCAUCUUCGCGCGAUAUCGUCCGUUCUACCCCCUUGAUUCUUGCGUCGCGGCACAGGAGUCCGCGACCUCGCAGGAUGAUCCGAGCGCGCGAGCUUAGAUUGAUCGCGACGUAAGAAGGAGAAAAUACGGUCGUGAGGAAGUUGGGUUACAUCGCGGCUGAAAGUCGCACGAAGGAACAUUUCCGAAUUCCGCGGGGGAUCCAUGUGCUCGCAGCAUGGCUAUCAUGCAGUCCUGUUGCUGUUGGCAGUCCGUACGGAGGGGCAGUUUCGCAUGUGCGAUUUAUACCGGAAUAUACUUCGCGGUGUUGGCUUUGACUACCGGCAUGGUCCUGCUGGAAGAGAGCCAGUACUUGACGGGGAACCGCUCUCUGCCGGAGUCGUCCAGCAUGCUGGAGGCGGGAACCAUAUCGCCGACGACGGUUCGGUUCAACGCAAUGCUGCUUGUCUGCUCCUGCUGCGGCGUGCUGUGCAGCCUCCUUCUUUUGUACGGCUUAUUGAAGGAUCGCAAAAUGUUGCUGAUUCCGUGGAUCAUCGUGGUGAUCGCUUGCGGCUUCGUCGACGUAGCGCAUUCUCUGUACCUGAUCUUCGUCGCUCCCAACUUCAUCCCGGCAACGGUUAUGCUCUACACGUUAAAUUUCUUCCUCCUCUGCUUGAACGUGUAUUCGCUGUUAUGUGUCAUCUCGCAGUACCAAGAAUAUCUGGCUGGUCGCGGCACCGCCGCGCAUGACUACGAAUACAGGGUUCCAGUGGUAAAAUACGUAACUCAGCCGCCGACUACGACCGCCACGUCGUGUUUAAGUUCACGAAGAGGGGCGACCAACAACGAGACAAAGGCCACGCCGACUCAAAGUCCCACGGCGUGUCACAAUCCUCUCUUAUCGGAGAGAAGUCCCACUGGGGGUCGGCUGUCGAGAAAACACGUGCAGUUCCCCGAUACAACGUCGCCGAGUCAGGUACAGAGACCAGAAAUGCCAACGGCAGAAAUCCCGACUAUAUGCUCGCCGAAAAUUGAGCGCAAUAAUGCAAAAGCCUGGCUGCAACCUAAUGACGCCAUAACGAUCGUGGUCAGCCAGUCCUCCCCGUCAAGCGACGAUGGACACGUCCAUUACUCGUGAACAGGAAGGAAUAUAUUCGACCAAACGUGGAAAAUUGUUAAUAGUCCGAAUGUAUGCGAGUGCCAUGUGCACUUCGCGAACGUACGCGAGUGUGUGAGUGAAUGGAAAGGAUGGAUGAUGAAAAUGAUGCCUCGAUGUAAAUAUAUAAAUGGAUUUUUAU